AUGAGCGUGGAUAAUUUAAGAAUGCCACUAUCAGAAGGUACUAAAACACCACAAAUAUACAAAUUAGAAAUCAGAGAUUCGAAUUAUGAUAAAGAUGAAAAUGAAACAAAGGCAUAUAAAACGACUGCACGCUCAAUUGGGCUUACAAAAAAUGAAUUGGAACAAUAUAGUAAUGAUCCAUUCUGGAAGGUAGUUAGGAAUGCAAUGUUUGUGCUUUUUUGGGUGGCAUGGGUUUUGAUGUUUCUAGCUGCUGUACUAAUCGUUGUAUUUAGUCCAAAAUGUGAAGCUGAAAAAAAACCUGAAUGGUGGCGUAGGCAUGUCAGUUAUCAGAUAUUUACACCAUCUUUUCGUGAUUCCAACAAUGAUGGAAUUGGUGAUUUCAAUGGAAUUCGAGAAAAACUUAAUGAUUUACGAAAGAUUGGAAUAAGAACAAUUUGGGUAACACCUGUAAUUGCUAUUCAAAAGGAUGAUUUCAUUCCUCUCGAUGUGAUUGAUUUUACAAAUGUUGAUGAACGUUUCGGUACAAAAGAUGAUUUAAAAUCAUUGAUAGAUGCAACACAUGAACUAGAAAUGCAUUUUACAAUGGAUUUACCCGUAUCAACGACAUCUGUAUCACAUAAAUGGUUUAAAUCAGCAAAAGAGGGUGGUGAUUACGUCGAUUAUUACGUUUGGAAAAAGGCAUUAGAUGUAAAAGAUGAUUUAAAUUACGUUGCUGAAGAGGGUAAUGAGAAUGCUUAUUUGACUUAUGAUGGAAAAGGUCCAGUACUAAAUUGGAAUAAUCCUGCCGUACAGGAUAGUAUGCUUGAGGUUGCAAAAAAUUUCGUUGAUAUGGGAGUUGAUGGUUUUCAUGUGGAACAUAUUAGUCAAUUAAUCAGACACUUGCCGAAAUCAGAGGGACAUGCUGCAUUGUUGAAGAUCAAUGAUUUCAUUGGAAGCCUACAGCAUUAUGCAAGUAGUAAUGAAACACUCAAUAGUCGAGAGAUUAUUGUAUUUUCAUCUUUGGAUGAUUUAUCCAACCUACAAGAUGCUGAUAUUCUCACUUUGUCAAACCUUACUUAUAUCAUCGAUGAUUCGGUCACCAAACUAAACAAUGGAACAUGUCCAAGUGGAAUAGCGCUAUGUUUACAUUCUACACUUAUCACAUCUUUCGAACGAUUCAAUACCAGACCACUCCCAUACGCAUGGCAAUUCAUGAAUUAUCACGUUUCACGUCUUAGUACAAGAUUUGAUAAAGCAACAGCAACAUUACUAUCUUUUGUACAGCUUUCAUUGCCAGGUAUUGUUGAACUGUAUUAUGGACAAGAAUUAGAUCUUGAAGAUGGUACUGAUUCAACAAACAAAUUUACUGGUUUAAUGCAGUGGAAUAGCAGCGAAUAUGGUGGUUUCACAGCUGGCAGCCAGAAACCAUUCUUCUCUAAUACUCUUAACUAUAAAGAAGAUAAUUUCGAGGCUCAAUAUGGUAGCUAUCGUUCACCACUGAAAACAGUGAAAGCAGUAGCAAAAAUGCAUCAACGUGAAUAUAAUUUUGCACUUGGUGAGACACAAUUAGCACCGCUUACUCAAGAUGUCAUCUUAUUUAGUCGAUUCUAUCAAAAUGAGAAUGGUACCAGUGGGGCGGCUUACCUGAUUGGCGCAAACUUUGGAAUAUCCAAUGUUGAAGUAAAUGGAACAACAGUAUUACCGGACGGUUAUAGGCUACAUAAAGCGGAAGUAGCUAUUGUUACUCCAAAUGUUGACAAAUACUUAGCUAGGGAUAAAAUAUCAUUGUAUGAUAAAAUUGUUCUUGGUCCUAAACAGGGAAUUAUUAUCAAAGUUUAA
Cercopithifilaria johnstoni is the source of this 1818-nucleotide messenger RNA. The record is from the annotation of a GenBank genome assembly. NCBI's taxonomy places the organism in Eukaryota, Metazoa, Nematoda, Chromadorea, Rhabditida, Onchocercidae.